AUGACGAGACUAAGUGAGGGUGAACCCUCGACCAAAUUCUCCACUGCGAAAACAUGGCUGUUUCUAAAUCCAGUGGGACAGAGAGUCGACUGGUGUCAGGCAGUUUGGUUUAAAGGGAGGAUUCCUAGACAUGCUUUCAUUUCUUGGGUCAACUCCCGGGGCAGGCUUCCAACAAGAGAUCGUCUCAUCACCUGGGGUUUGAAUGUCUCACCACUUUGUCUCCUUUGUAAUGCUCAUGAUGAAUCUAGACAACAUCUGUUCUUUGAUUGCUCGGUUGCCUCUGAAGUGUGGACUUAUUUCACUUCGAAGGCCAAUGUUUCUGCACCAACUUCGUUUGAAGCUACUCUUACCUGGCUAAAGAAUCCUUGUCCGGACAAGAAUGUGGCUUUGAUUCUUCGUCUGGCUUAUCAAGCAACAGUUUACUUUGUAUGGAAAGAAAGAAACUCUCGGCUCCACAACGCCACCUCCAAGUCAAUACCAGCACUAAUCCUAGAAGUCAAGAGUGUCAUUCGGUGUCACUUGGACCCUCUAUCUCGAGCUCAAAGAAUUUCCUCACCGGCGGAUUCCUUCCUCGUUUUAUGGUUUGGGAUGUUUCAUUAGUUAUAAAGCUUGUAACUCCCUUUAUUUACUUGCUGUAGGUGUAUCUCUA
Messenger RNA from Camelina sativa (false flax), 649 nucleotides. RefSeq lists its product as uncharacterized. The record is from RefSeq and is a predicted model, not a curated record. NCBI's taxonomy places the organism in Eukaryota, Viridiplantae, Streptophyta, Magnoliopsida, Brassicales, Brassicaceae.